CUUCAAAGCAUCUGGGGCGUCUCAGGACUGACUUGACUAACCGGUUGCGAGCCGGCUCUCCCAACCAGCUGCAGGCUAGCGAGGCCCGAUUGCAAGGGUCCCGGCAGCUGCUAGAGGUUCGGAUACUCGCGGGCUCCCUGACCUCUGGGACAGCUGCCCUGGCCACCUGCGGCUCUGCCCAUGGCCUUCGCCGAGCUCCUGGAGCGAGCAGGGGGAGUGGGCCUCUUCCAGGCCCUGCAAGUUCUCACUCUCCUCCUUCCCUCCAUCUUGGUGCCCUCGCAAAUGCUCAUAGAGAACUUCCUGGCCGCCGUCCCAGGCCACCGCUGCUGGGUCCGCAUGCUGGACAAUAGCUCCGAGGCCCCCGCAAACCUCAGCUCUAAGGACCUCCUGACCGUCUCCAUCCCACCGGGCCUCCACCGUGAGCCACACCAGUGUCGCCGCUUCCGCCAACCACAGUGGCAGCUCCUGGACCCCAACGCCACGGCCACCAACUGGAGCGAGGCUGCCACGGAGCUGUGCGUGGACGGCUGGGUCUACGACCGCAGCACCUUCACCUCCACCAUCGUGUCGGAAUGGGACCUAGUAUGUGACAACCAGGGCCUGAAGCCCAUGGGCCAGUCCAUCUACAUGGCUGGGGUCCUGCUGGGGUCCAUCUCUUGGGGCUUCCUCUCUGACCGGUUCGGGCGGAAGCCGGUGCUGAGCUGGUGCUGCCUGCAGGUGGCUUUGGCCAACACUGGCACCAUCUUCGCUUCCAAUUUCCUCAUCUACUGUGGCCUCCGGUUCCUGAGCGCUUUUGGAGCGGCCGGCAUCAUCAUGAUCCCGGCGACGCUCAUGGUGGAGUGGACCACAACCCGCAGGAGGGCCGUCACCGUAACAGUGCUGGGGUGCUCCUAUAGCCUGGGCCAGAUGGCCCUGGGGGCCUUGGCCUUCACCUUGCGGGACUGGCGGGCUCUCCAGACAGCCGUAUCGAUGCCUUUCUUUGCCAUCUUCCUGAUCUCCUGGUGGCUGCCGGAGUCUGCCCGCUGGCUGAUUAUCACGGGCAAACCAGAACGAGCACUCCAGGAGCUCAGAAAAGUGGCCAGGAUAAACGGCCACAAGGAAGCUACCAAGUCACUGACCGUCGAGGUGCUCACGGCCAGCAUGGAGGAGGAGGUGGCUUCUGUGAACGCCCGCAGGUCGGUGCUGGACCUGUUUCUCGUGCCCACGCUCCGCUGGAGAAGCUGCUGUAUGUUCCUGGUGAGUUUCUCCCAAAUGAUCUCCUAUUACGGGCUGGUCCUCGACCUGCAAAACCUGGGGAGUGACAUCUUCCUCCUCCAGGUCCUCUUUGGAGCUGUGGACUUACUGGGCCGGGCCACCACCACUUUCCUGCUCAGCUUCCUGGGUCACCGCAUGACGCUGGCCAGCUUCCAGGCCAUGGCUGGCCUCUCCAUCCUGGCCAACAUCUUCGUCCCACAAGGAAAUCGGCAGCAGCCAAGGGCAAGCGGCAAGAGGUGGUCAUUACAGAGAGUACCCGGUUCUAGAAAUUCUGCCUGCAUGGAGCCCCUUUGGCUGAAGAUCCCCAUGAAGGGAAUUACCUCUUCUCCAGUGGAGGAAGGAGGCAAUUUGGAGAAACCCGAGGGCCUGGCGUGGCUGGGGUUGGGCGGCCGGGGCUCCCAUCUUCAUACCUUCACUCAAAACUCCAGACUCGCUUCACUGAACUGGAAGGAAGCUGCAGAUUUCUCACCUCCGGGCUCCCAGAGGGGAUCCUAGGACACAAACGGAAAGAUCUGGACAGACCGGAGUCCCAGCCCCUCCCUCACCAUCUGCAGAGUCCUCAUCUGUAAAAUGGAAAUAAUCACAGAACCUACUGGGUGUGUGUGUGUGUGUGUGUAUGUGUGACAGGAUUAACAGAUCUUAGCACAAAUCACAGUCCAACACGUAGAACCUGCUGCCUUUGCAGCCCAUGGGAACAGCAGGAACUACCGGGGGCCAUGAGAGGCAUUACAAAGCCUGCAGAGUGACCGCUGGUUCCUGAGGGAGGAUGUGACUGGUGUAUCUGAGGAAUCCCACCCAUUGACAGGGGACUGAGGCCCCCUCCUCAGGAAUAACAGGAAUGGCCCCUGGUUGCCUGAUGAGAAGUGCUGUUGGCUAUGGGACCAUAUCUACAGGAGCAGGUGGGGCAGGAGUGGGGUUCAGCCAUUUGAGACCCUCCUGGUUUCCCUUACAUGUCAAGGGAACACAUCACACUGGGUCUUCAUUUGAGUUCUUACAUCACAGGGGCACCCUUGGUGUCUAACUCAAGGGGUCACCUUUGCCUAAUUCACACAAAACCCCUCCUCCCUGUGCUGGUAGCAGCCCUUGUUGAUAGAACUGGGGGAUCAUGGAGGCUGACCACCUACUUUAGAGGUAAGAAAAGUAAAGCUCAAAGAGGUGGAGGGAUACGCUUGGAGUCACAUGGCUGAGCCCUGGCCAGGUGGCCGGGCUCCCAGUCCAGAGCUCCUUCCCACACACCAAGCUCCUCACCUUCACCUCCAGCCCCGCCCCCCCAGGCCUGACACCCACAUCUGUGUCACAGAGUUACUCCUACAACCUUCCCAGAAGAGCCAGACCCUCUAGACACCUGCCCACUCUCCUUGGAUGACUCAGAAGCCUCAAGCCACAGGCUUCCCAUCGCAUGCACACCCAUUUUCCCCCAUCAAAUCCAAUGCAUGGCAGGCCAAUCAAACACAAUUCAAAUAAAAUCCCCUAUCUGCUUAACACCCUCUGGGGCCUCAUGAUAAAGACCACACCUCCCCCCACCAACAGGCUUCCGGGGGUCUCUAGCCUUGUUUCACAUGUAAUAAAGGUUUUUAAAAA
Mustela lutreola (European mink) is the source of this 2835-nucleotide messenger RNA. RefSeq names its product solute carrier family 22 member 11 (gene SLC22A11). The transcript has 9 exons. Gene Ontology annotation, biological process: transmembrane transport. The record is from RefSeq and is a predicted model, not a curated record. Lineage: Eukaryota; Metazoa; Chordata; Mammalia; Carnivora; Mustelidae. The coding region runs from base 181 to 1749 and encodes 522 amino acids. Gene Ontology annotation, molecular function: transmembrane transporter activity. Gene Ontology annotation, cellular component: membrane.